Molecule: messenger RNA, 1468 nt
Organism: Eucalyptus grandis
Lineage: Eukaryota; Viridiplantae; Streptophyta; Magnoliopsida; Myrtales; Myrtaceae
Product: TMV resistance protein N-like
Exons: 2
Coding region: 165-1415 (416 amino acids)
Biological process (GO): signal transduction; defense response
Molecular function (GO): ADP binding
Source: RefSeq, a predicted model, not a curated record
UAAGUGCAGCGCCUUUUGCCCCUACCUCCAUCACGCCAGAGACAGCGAGGUUAUUAUAUUGAGAGCCCACGCUCAGAUCCAAGCACCCUCGAAAAGCAGACAUUUCCUGAGAGAGAGAGAGAGAGAGAGAGGAUUUGAUACCUGUGGUGUCUAACGAUCCUGCAAUGGAGGGGAUGAGUUCAUCGGCAUCAUCCGGACCUUCGUAUGAGGUUUUUCUAAGCUUUCGGGGAGCCGACACCCGUCAUGGAUUCACUGAUUAUCUUUACCAUGCCAUGGUUGGGGUUGGGAUCCUUGUCUUUAGGGACGAUGAAUCCCUUCGCGUCGGUCAAAAAAUUGGUGGUGAAUUUCUACAAGCAAUUGAGAACUCCAAAAUCUACAUUCCCAUAUUCUCCAAAAAUUAUGCUUCAAGUCACUGGUGCCUCCGAGAGCUCACAUACAUGGUCGAGUGCACCUCGAAAUUGAACGAGAACAAAGAGAUUCUGCCCAUUUUCUUGGAUGUGGAACCUGAAGAUGUCAAGCUCAAAACAGACUUAUAUAGCCAAGCUCUUGCAAAGCACCAGGAAAAGUUUGGUGCAGAAGUGGAGUCAUGGAAAAAGGCUCUCAAUGAGGUGGACGAGAUAAAGGGAUGGAACUUGAAGAAAGAUCAAGGCCAAGGAGAUCUUAUACGUUUGGUAAUCCGAACGAUUUCAGUUAAGCUGAAGGUUGCACAUGAAAAUGUAACUGAACAUCUAGUCAGAGUUGAUGAUCGUGUAGAAGCUAUAAUCAAAAUGUUGGAAGUGGGAUUUGAUGGUGUACGAUUUCUUGGAAUCCACAGAAUGGGCGGUGUUGGCAAAACAACUCUUGCUAAGGUCGUCUUCAAUGCACUAUCUUCUAGCUUUGACGGAUGUUGUUUCCUUGCAGACAUUGGGGAAUCAUCAAAAUGCUAUAAUGGUCUGGUAAAUUUGCAAAAACAACUAUUAUCCAAGCUCCUUGGUUCUCAUUCUAUUGACCAAAUUAAUAACGUGAAUGAUGGGAUCAACAUGAUGAAUAGAGGAGUACUUAAAAAUAAAAAAUUUAUUAUUGUUUUAGAUGACGUGGAUGAGAAAGAACAACUUAAAAGUCUAGCAGAAAAAGGUAAUUGGUUCGGUUUUAGUAGUAGGAUUAUCAUAACUACUAGGGACCAAAGUAUCCUAAUGAUUAAGGGAGAAGCAAUAGGUGAAGGCCUUGUAGAAAAGUCCGCAAACAUUUUGACUUACGAUGUACAAGAAAUGGAAUUUCAUCAUGCUCUAAAGCUUUUUAGUAGGCAUGCCUUUAGAAGAGACUCUCCACCAGAAGAUCGUAUGUUCCUUUCUAAGGAAAUUGUCCAUACUUUGGGAAAGCUUCCUUUAGCUCUUGAGAUUACAGGUUCAUCCCUUAAUGGAAAACCCAAAGAAUAAUGAGUCGACACAUGGAAGAAGCUACAAGAAGCUCCUCCUAAGGAAGUCCAGAG